Limulus polyphemus (Atlantic horseshoe crab) is the source of this 4552-nucleotide messenger RNA. Its product is annotated as spindle pole body component 110-like. Bases 2 to 3028 code for a protein of 1008 amino acids. The transcript is spliced from 6 exons. NCBI's taxonomy places the organism in Eukaryota, Metazoa, Arthropoda, Merostomata, Xiphosura, Limulidae. The record is from RefSeq and is a predicted model, not a curated record.
AAUGGCUACCGACAUCAACAGUGAUAUUCAGAAAUUAACUGGUUUGUGGAAUGCACAUGGUAAAAAUGACCACAUUAAGCCCAUUGCAGAUAUGGAUAAGCAAGAAGUGUUGAAUUUACUUUGUAUCAUACUUGAGCUUUAUGAAAGCUCUUGGAGUUGGAACGUGGAGAAUAACGUUGAAAAUAGAAAGCGUAUUCAGAGUUGUUUGCGCAGAUUGAACUUGGAUUAUCUAAUUAAGGGCUCAACAGAAUUAGAGGGUUCUAACAGUAAAGUCACUCGACUGGUUGGUGCUCUCUGGGAGAAACUACAGCAAAAAUAUGGAAGUGGUGGUCUGAAACAGCGUUGUUUACAGGUUCAGAUGAAGAGACAAAAACAAUAUCAACAAAAGCAAGAGAAGUCUGUUGCAAAAAGAAAUGAAGAACAAGUAUGUGAAACCUAUGUGGUGUUUUCAAAGCAAUCUCUUGAGAAAAGUAGUCUCUUGGAACUUCAAAAAGAAGAGCAGUUUUCUUCUGCCGAUUCACAAGACCUGUUUAUUGACAGAAAAAUCCCAUCUGGAAAGGAGCUCCCUAGGACACCUGUCCUCCCACUUUCCAUAGAAGAUAGCUCAGAAAAUUUGGCUAAAAUAAAGAAAGCUGAUGAAGAACCUCAAGAUAAUGUUCUAGAAGUUCUUUCAACCCCUGUUGCUGUGGGUCAGAUUCUGCUAUCAGGAAAACAAGAUCAGGUUACUUUGGAAGGAAGUUUUGUUCUAACUGCAGAAAGCCAGAGAGUUGAUGCUGAAAUAAGAACACACAAAGUAGAACACACAAAAAACAGUGUAAACAAGAUAUCUCCUAAUGAAACACAAAUUGAUACACCCAUACAUUUUGAUAAAUCAGAUCUAACAAGACUUAAUCAAAAAGACUUGAUGAUAGGCUCUUCAACAGUUUACACCAAAGACAGAAAAAUUCCUAAAGGAAAAGAAAUCCCUAGAACUCCUAUUAAAGGUGUUUCAGUUCAGACAAUAUCAGAAAAAAAGUUGUAUAAUAGUCUUGUGGUAGAACCACAGAGCACACCUAAAUCUAGACAUGAAUUAAAAACAUAUACACAUGUAUCUCAAGAAAUUCAUCAGCUUUCACAGCAAGAUUUAAGAUUACAAAGUCUUCAGCUUCUCUGUCAAAAUAAUGAAGAUUUUUCCUCUCAGAUAUCAGAGUGUGACAGUACUGAGACUAAACAGUUACAGCCAAAUGACAGAGCAGGUGAACAAACUUUCAGAUGUCAGUCAAAAUCACCAGUUUUAAAAUCUUUUUUAAGAAAAAGCAAUGUUUCUUGUAUUAAUGGGGAGAUUUCUCACACAGGAAAUAUAAAGGUAGUUGAAGAACCAUCUGUAGAAAGCUGUAGGCUCCCUAGCAGAGUUAAUCAGCUAAAAAGACGGGAAAAUAAUUCCAUAUAUGCUUCAGAAAAUACAGAAAUUCAAAACCAAUUACCAAAGAUCAAAGAGGAGUCUGGAUCAAGAUCAAAAUUGAUUCCUAGUACCAAACAACAAGAACAACUGGAGGCAAGAAAGAAGGAAAGUGUAGAACCUGAUGAUUCAUCAGUUCAGAAGACACUUGUUGAAGAAGAUAAAACAUCAACUGUUAAAAGUAAAGCUCAUCAUGACAAUUUUGUUGAUCAACAUUCCAAUUCAAUUGUGGAUUUUGAAGCAUACAACUCAAGUGAUGCAGAGGAGGAUUCUCAGCUGUCUACAUGUCCUUCUAAUACUGUCAAUUUGAACCAAACAUUCACAAUAGAAGAUGACACUAGCUUUCUAAAAAAUAAAAAUAUCAGAAGAAUAUCUGAAGAUGUGCCAACAUCUACCAUUUCAAGCGGUAUUGGGGAAAACAACAUUAGAAAAAUAGAAACAGAUGACAGUGAAAAGUUUGGAUUAACAAAUGGCUGUCACUCAAAGAAACACAAGGUUGUUAGUACAUUUUCUCUAAAGGGACAAAAUCUUGGUAAAGAAACUGAGAAUAAGAGCUAUGUUUCUGACAGAAAACAAAUCCAGUGUGAAUCACCAACUGGUUCUAAUCUUGGUGUCAUGUACAAAGAAAGUUCUGUUGAUGUAAAUUGCAUGGGAAGGAAGGAUAAAACCAAAGAGGAACUGGAGACUUUCAGCCUUCUUAAAGAAAGCACUAGACACAUUUCUUCUCUUGUUGGUAAACCAAACAACAGGGGAAAGAAAAAAUAUGAGCCUUCUUUUGUGAACCAGUCUCUACUACAAACUGCUGAUAUCUCAGAAAAAUCAAAAUCUGAACAAAAACAAGUAACAAUGUCUCAAGGAAAUAAUGUCAACACCAUCAAAGAAGGAAAACUUAGCAAGCCAAAGUUUAAUAUUAUACCUGAACAUGAGAAAACAAAUGAAUUAAAUAUUAUCAAGAAAAUAGAAAGCUCUGAAGUUGGUCUUUCAAGAAAUGAAAGUGAGCUCGCAUCAAAAAAGACUUGUGUUAAAAAAACAAAAAAUAUUUGUACACAACUCAGUACACCUGAACAAGGUAUGAAAAUGAUAGCAACAAGGUCAAAAACUGCUUCAAGGAUAAUAAAAAAUACUUGUUCAAAAGUAGUAAUUUCACCUGACCAUGACAAAACACAAACGCUUAAAAGAACACAACAAAAUACUGACUCUAAACUGGAUGUUGAGUAUGACCAAGAAAAGUUAGAAACUACUGAGAAAAAACAAAGUACUAAUGAAGAACUAUUCAAUGCAAAUAACAAGAACAAGGUCAAACAAGAACGAAAAAGUAGAAAAACCAAACAAAACGCAGCAUUGGAAUUGAACAUUUUAAAAGAAGAGAAAAGCAUAGAACAAAGAAUUGGAAAUAAAGAAAUUAUUGGUACACUUCAAGAUACUAGCAACAAAGUUGAUUUUGUAAAUAACCAGGAGAAAGCAGCUAAUGGAAAUCAAAUGCUUGUGGAAAGUGUUAGAAAAACAACCCAAAACAGCAAGGUAGAAUUGACAAGUACAAACCCAAAGGAAACAUCAGAAAUAUCUAUUAAAAACGCAACAAGAUAUUAAACCUGAAUUGGAUAUUAAGGAUGACCACAAAAAACUGUCAGUUGGUAAAAGAACAAGAACUGCUAGAAGAACACAUGUAAUGAAUGUAACAGAACUAGAUAGUACAAAAGACCAGAAGAGAUUAACCUUCACAAAGAAAACAGGAAGAGUCAAUAAAGCACUAGAAAACAGAGAAGUCAACCUAGAUAUUACACAUAAACAGGAGAAUUUAACUCAACAUAUAGAGCUGAACACUACAGAUGUACUUCAUACAACUGGAGAAUUAGACAAUUUGAAUAACAGGAAUAACUUAAACCAGGAAAAUAAAGUAGGAUCUUUAAACAAAAUACAAAUUAGUGUUCUAAAAGCUGGCAACACAGCUGGUAAGGAGAAUAUGGCUCAAAGAAGAAGAGGGAGGAGUUCUAAAACUAAAGAUAAUGAAAAUCCUAAAUCUGACGUAAAACUUGUUCCAUCAAAAGAUGCCAAAUUUUUUGAAAGGAAUGAGGAACAACCUUUGUUGAAGAUGAACCAACUUUCUCAGACAAAGUUAGCAGACCUGGCGGAGUCUUUGGACAAACUUUCAACUUCAGGCAACACAGAAGCAGAUGAUCUAGUGAAGGAAUUUAAUGAACUGCAGUUAACACUUAACCCAAAUGAGGAAGAAACGGCAGUCACCUCUGAAACAGAAAGGCGAAGACUGGAGUCAAGGCUAAAUAGACUUCAGUUGAGGAUCAAACUCAUGGAAAAGAGGUCCAAGUUAUUACAAAGCAUUAACUAAUGAAACUAACAUGACACAAGAUUUAGACUGAAGACACUUCAAAUAAUUAAGAAAUAUUACGUGUUGUAAGAUUGCUCCUUUUAGAGUUGAUCAUCAAUUGAUUUUAGGUAUACAAUAUAUAAUGCUACAGCUGUUAGGUAAUUUUUAAAGCAAUAUUUUAUAUUAUGAUUUUUAUAUUUUUGAUUCUUAUAUACAAUCUUGUGGAAGGUUAAUAUCAAAGAAUGAAUUAGCAAACUUCUUUCUUAAAAAUAGAUGUAUGUUGUGUUUCAUGUCACAUUUAUUCUUUAAUGCUUACUGGUGUGUAUAAACAUGGAUAUUGUACAAAACUGAUAAUAUUAUAGCUGUUUCUGAUAUUAGUACUAUUGAUUUAAUUUUACUUGUAAUUUAGACAUGAUUUUGAAUCAUAUAAUUGUAUUCUUCUUCAAAGCAAAAGUUUUGAAUAAAAAUAAAUAUUUUGCUGCACUGAAUGAUAACAAGCUUUGAUUAUUAAUAAGUCAAAAAUGCCUACAAGACAAGUAAAGCUUUUUAAAUUUGAAUAAACAAUUACAUUCUCUAUUUUCUCAUACUUCAUCAUUAUGUAUUGAUGUAGGUGUUUUUUCAGAAUUCAAAAAUGGCAAAGCUGAGGUUAUAGCUGUGUUGUAUCUCAUGUCUCUUCACUUGUGCAUCUCAUGUUUUGUGAUUUUUUGAACCUGGAACUUUUAGUUAUUGUAGAUUUAGUGUAUUCUGUAACAUUUUUGAAUAGCUUUUUUUAAUUUCUUGUGAAUAAA